CUCUGUGGAGUUUCACGAACAACACCGAACAAAUUCUAUCCUUCAAUUCAGGACCAUGCGCUGGUGUCGCAUACCACGAGCCGCGGCAAAGAUGUACUUAAUUUUGGUCGCCAUAUUUCUCACCUCGUUAUUCAUAAACUUCAUAAGAAAAGAUUCCAUGACCUUUAAUGUAGAACAACUCAAAGGUCUUCUCCUGCACCAAGACCGAGAAUAUAGAGUGAACGCUGGGAAACCGACUUUUAUUCAGGAUCAUCAGAGUAUGGCAGAAAAGAACUAUGGUGCGAGUGAGGUGUCAAUAAAACCUGAAGAGCUCACUGAUACGCACUCUCAGUUCAAGAAUGAAACCGCCUCACGUGACAGUGAUGAGGUUCACGAUAUAAAAGACAACGAAGAGAAUAUUCAAGACGAAGAAUAUAAUACUCCAAACACAAAGAGAGAUGAUGAGGACGAACUACACGACAUUAGAAAUAAUGGAAAUAACGAAAACAAAAAGCGCGAUGCUCAAGAAGCAAAGAAAGAGGAGGAGAAAGAUGCUAAGUACAAUGUCACGCAUGCGGAAGAGGACGAUAAACUCAAAGGUGAUAAUGACAGAAAUGUUGGCCAGUAUGAAGGAAACGAAGAAGCAACUGUAGGUAACAAUCGUAAUGGAAGAGAUAAGGAUGAUCAAGGCACCAACGAAAAAAAAAACGAAAUCCAAGAUAAAAUUUCGCACAAAUAUCAGACAGCCCGAGACGCUAACGAGUCUUCAGGAAAUGCCAAGCGAAAUGGAAAGGCAACAGACUCAAAUACAGGGAUGCUGACCACUCCUUCUCUAAGUAAGGUGCUGUCAUCGACAUUCAUUCCAGUGGAACCCGACACAGUACCGGUGGGACAGUCUCCUGAUAUCCCAAAGAGGUUCCUCAUCGAAGAGGCAGAUUACUGCAAGCGGCGACCCAAGUUGCAGAUCAUUGCGUAUAUUCACUCCUCCAUCUUGCGUGUCAAGCAACGAAAUGAAACCAGGAGCAGCUGGGCCAAUGCCUCUGCCUACAACAUGGGUCCCAUGAAUGUCAGCAUCGGGGUCGUGUUCAUGGUGGGGCGUGCUAAGAACGAACUAGAACGUCUCAUAAUACAGGAAGAGAGUAAAAAAUAUCACGACAUUGUUCAGGGGGACUAUGGUGACCAUUAUCGUCUCCUGACAUACAAGGGUCUGGCUGGCCUCUACUGGAUAAACCAACACUGCGCCCAUGUUCCUUGGACCCUCCAUUCUGAUGAUGAUACGCACAUUGAUAUAUUUCUGUACCACCAAGCUCUUCGACAACUAGACGAGGAAUCGAAACAGAAAUUUAUAUGUAGCCACAUGUACGGUCCUGCUCUGAGGUAUGGCCGAUACAAGGUGAGAUACGAGGAGUAUCCGGCCAGGGACUACCCAUUGUACUGCUCCGGUGGAGUGUGGUUCCUGCAGACAAGAUUCAUACCACGACUCCUCGAGGCCAGGAAAACCGUGCCUUAUUUGUGGGUGGAUGACGCUUACAUCACAGGACUUCUGGCCAGGAGGGCGGGUAUAGGACACCUACCAUUCCAAAGAUAUUACGGUGGACCACAUGUACAUCCAGAAAAACUGGGAAAAGAAGUUGCAUGGUUUGUUAAAUUUGCUCCUCGUUCAGAGUGGUGGCAAAAAAUUGUUGACUACCAUAGGAACCAUUCCAUGCAGCAACCAGCCACUCUACCACAUUAAAAAAUAAAUAAAUAAAUAGAUAAAAUAAAAAAUGACAAACUAAAGAAA
Scylla paramamosain (green mud crab) is the source of this 1762-nucleotide messenger RNA. RefSeq lists its product as uncharacterized. NCBI's taxonomy places the organism in Eukaryota, Metazoa, Arthropoda, Malacostraca, Decapoda, Portunidae. The record is from RefSeq and is a predicted model, not a curated record. Gene Ontology annotation, cellular component: Golgi membrane. The transcript has 6 exons. The coding region runs from base 56 to 1714 and encodes 552 amino acids. Gene Ontology annotation, molecular function: hexosyltransferase activity.